Molecule: messenger RNA, 1109 nt
Organism: Candidula unifasciata
Lineage: Eukaryota; Metazoa; Mollusca; Gastropoda; Stylommatophora; Geomitridae
Source: the annotation of a GenBank genome assembly
UGCUUCUUAUUGAUGCUGCAUAUAAUUUCAACAGAAUGAUGAGACUUCUCCGCCAGAAAUCCAGCGUCACUAGUUCCAACUGCUACCAAAAGCCAGAACAUCAACUUUACCUUCCCGGAGAUGUCAGCUAUGGAGUGCACACUCAGUUUGAACCAGAAGGCAGAACCGCUUUGCGAUUAACUAACUUUCUCUCUAUGUACCUACAAAACGCACAACCGGAGAAAAAUCAUGGCAUCCUGAAAGGUGGUGGCUUUUUGCAAGAAGAUCAUUUAUUCGGAGAAGUUCUUGCCAAUGUCAUGGGAAACUUUCGGAUUGUAUCGGCCGGAGUCUUCUUUGACAGAAACAAGUUCGGCAAGCCUGGAGGGGCUACCAGGGAACUGUUUGGUCCUUGGGCAUUCCGAAAGAACAAUGCUUUUUACGUGAUGGACACGGCCGGACAGUCUUCGCAAUAUGUUGACAAGGAGUGGUUUCUGAAGGCGAAGUCCAGGUUCCAAACCAAUGUUGCUGGGCUGACCUUAUACAAGAUCAAAGCCCAUGUUAGGUCAAAUCCAGCUGGUGAAAGUUCCGUCAAAUUUGGCUUCUACCCCAUCACUUACCGAGCCUGUACCUACGCUCAAGGGUACUGGACACGUCCCUACUUCCGGUGUGACGGAAACGUGAAUGCCUGGGUGAUGACGUACGUUAGUCCCUUUUUUGGUCUGGAUGCUCUGCGGACGAAGCUUGAGUUCAGAGGAGUGGCAACUGUGGAUGUACCAUUAGAUCUUCUACAGAUCAACCAGUGUCCCCAGUCUUUUACUGUGGCCAAUGCCUUUAAGAAUACAGCCCGAUGCGAUUAUUUAUCCACUACGUGCUCCCCGAUAGCCGGCUUUCCUUUUUCUCGUGGUGCCUACAUGUGUUCGUGCAGACUUGGGUUUGAAUACUGGCAUGUCGACGGCAAGGAAUGGUUCGAGGGAUCUUUCGUAGAGCUGGAGUAUGAGAAGAAAAGGGCAGGGAUAUUCAGCAGAUUUGAUCACCUCAACUGUCGACCAUCUUCUGCUGCCAUGGAAACACCUGCUUGGCUUGUACUGAACCUCGGUCUACUACUGCACAGUCUACUACUUUCGUUAUAA